AUGUUGGUUGAAGAAGUUCCGAAACAAACACAGGCCAGCAGUUCUUCUGUGUAUUUCCUGUCGCUGGUAAACCUUUCAGCACGUCCUUUUUCCAAAGCCUUUGAAGGCGACGAGAACCGCAACUCAAAGAACAGACCCAAGGUCAAUUAUAAUCUUACAGACUUGCUUAACGCCCAGACACAGGUAAACUACAGCAAUGGAUCUGUCAACAGCGGGGUUUUCAAGCUGUCACAGCAGAUGCAGCUUGAACGACUUAUUUCUAAGCGGUUGGGCGAUCUUAGUAAAGAAACACCAAACAGCAACUUUGAAAUUCCAAAGAGUUUCGGGUACACCAGCAUUCACAAGUCUCUUUCCGGAGGAGACAAAAAAAAGAUCCGGCUAGGCAACACACCCUCAACCAAACGUAUCUUGGCCGCUCGCAGAAACCUCAAUUCAUACUUCGAGGAGGAGAAAAACUUGAUUUCCAUCAACACCAUUCUUUCCGUGAACUAUUCAUUUGCGGAGCAACAAGAUUUCGGAACGGACUCAAAAAGAAGAAAGACAGAGCGCCGCUUCAAGCCAAAGGUCAAACUAUGUUGUAUUUGUGGCGGCCAGUCUCAUUAUUCUCGGUGUGCAAGCUGUGGACUCUAUUCAUGCAGUGUAAGAUGCAAUCGUUUGCAUUUGGAGCUGCGUUGUGUUUAA
Molecule: messenger RNA, 681 nt
Organism: Clavispora lusitaniae ATCC 42720
Lineage: Eukaryota; Fungi; Ascomycota; Pichiomycetes; Serinales; Metschnikowiaceae
Source: RefSeq, a predicted model, not a curated record